AAGUUCAAAGCAAACGACGUCGGUUCUCAUAUGGGUCACAGCGACGCUGUCAGGACUGUCGUUUCGGCAGGCACUAACAUCCAAAUUGUAAUCUUGGUUCGCUUCAUUACUACGUGAAGCGGGAAGAUGAAGAGAAAGAGAGAAGGCAAAGAGGAGAUGGAUAUCGUGUGGCAGACCCCAGCAAAUCCCCCGCACCCGCACGAUUAUAUCACUCGAAACGGAAUUCGAUUCGUUAGACCAUACUACUUCGAGUUCAUCGCUCAUGUUAAGAAUCGGUGGGCGGGGAAAACCAUUGUGGAUUUAUUCGCUGAGGAGUUUAAAGGUCGACCUUAUGAGUAUUAUGUUGGUGCAGUGAAAUGUGGUAGGAUUCAAGUAGAUGGUGAGAUGGUACCGGUUUCAUACAUUGUUAAAUCAUCUCAAAAGAUAAGCCAUUUCGUACACAGGCACGAACCACCUGUGAUGGCUUGUGAUGUUCCUAUUCUUCAAAAAGAACCAGAUGUCCUAACUGUUUGUAAGCCAGCAUCUAUCCCUGUGCACCCAUGUGGUCAAUAUCGAAAGAACACUGUUGUUGGCAUUCUUCAAGCUGAGCAUGGGCUGGCACCCCUAUUUCCUGUUCAUAGACUUGAUCGCCUUGUCUCAGGACUUCUUAUUUUGGCCAGAAAUGCUGCAAAAGCUGACAUUUUUAGGCAACAGAUAGAAGCUGGCUUAGUUCACAAACAGUAUAUAGCAAAAGUAGUUGGGGCAUUUCCUGAGGAUGAGCUAAUUAUUGAUGCCAAUAUAGACUAUAAUGCACGGGAAGGAAGGAGCACAGCAGAGGUUGGAGGCUCUGCAAAGGGGAAGGCUGCCUCUACAAAAUUUACUCGGAUUAGUACUAAUGGAACUCAAAGUAUUGUUUUAUGUGAACCAAUUACUGGCCGUACUCAUCAAAUACGCGUUCAUUUACAAUAUUCAGGGCACCCAAUAGCCAAUGACAUGCUGUACAUCUCAGAACAAACUGUUGAUCGAUCUGUUAAAGGGUUGAGUGCUGAUAGAUCAGCCUGCAUAUCUGAUGCUUCUCUGGCAUCAAAUUUUGAUGACAAGGUGCUCAAUGCAUGCGAAGAAAAUUCUAAUGGAGGUUUUAGCAUUGACCCCAUGUGUACAAAUUGUCCAAAUUUGGCACCCAAAGGAUAUGAUGCUGAUGAAGAAGGUCUAUGGCUACAUUGUAUUCGUUACUCUGGACCUGAAUGGACGUAUGAGUGUCCAUAUCCUGAUUGGGCGAAACUUAGCUAGACAACUUGUAUAUAUUUGACCUUCAAUUCUAAUACAGCACUGGUUGAUCACAAGACAUUCAUAGAUCAUGGGAGGAGUUUUCCCUCUAAGUUUUUCUGGUUAGUGAAAAGUUAUAAUAUUUAGGGACAUCAAUUAUUGUGAUUAUUGAUUGGUUGGCGAGGGGAAGACGUAGAAAAAACAACAGAUGUACUUAGCCUUUUUUUCCUAAACAUAUUUGAGUGGAACAAGGAAGCCAAAUUUAUUAAGACGUAUGUUCUAACAGCUGUCUGGACUCUGGAGUAUGGACCAAUUUCGAAAAUUGAGUUGAGUGUUUUAGUGGUUAUCUUUUAUCAUUUAUUUGCAUAUGUAAGAAUGAUAAAAAUGGAUGCAGCAGUAGAUGUAACAUUUCCGCCGCAAUCUUUAUUGCUUUAACAAUCUAGUUAGGGGUUUAUUUUACA
Cajanus cajan (pigeon pea) is the source of this 1706-nucleotide messenger RNA. Its product is annotated as Pseudouridine synthase family protein. Gene Ontology annotation, biological process: enzyme-directed rRNA pseudouridine synthesis. Gene Ontology annotation, molecular function: RNA binding; pseudouridine synthase activity. The record is from RefSeq and is a predicted model, not a curated record. NCBI's taxonomy places the organism in Eukaryota, Viridiplantae, Streptophyta, Magnoliopsida, Fabales, Fabaceae.